Branchiostoma floridae (Florida lancelet) is the source of this 4951-nucleotide messenger RNA. RefSeq names its product FK506-binding protein 15-like. The record is from RefSeq and is a predicted model, not a curated record. The coding region runs from base 269 to 4018 and encodes 1249 amino acids. NCBI's taxonomy places the organism in Eukaryota, Metazoa, Chordata, Leptocardii, Amphioxiformes, Branchiostomatidae. The transcript has 27 exons. Gene Ontology annotation, molecular function: peptidyl-prolyl cis-trans isomerase activity.
UCUAAACCUCGUCAGGUCAUACUGCAUCUACAUGCUAGUGAUAGGCUACAGAUGGAAAGUGUUUACCAGAAUAAUGUGUUAACAUAUUUGUUAAUUAUCCCACCAGUUUAACAUAUCAAUACUAGAUGUCAGAUGUGGUUUUGAUCUGCCAAAUUACAAGACCCAAGAGCCAGACCUUUCUGGAGUCAUGACAUAGCUGUCCACUCCUUGUGAGGGCACAAAAACUGUCAGCAUUCUUCUAAUUAUUUGUGCUUUUUCUUGGUCUACUAUGAGUUGGUUCUUUAGUGAUGAGUUCAGAUACAGGCACAGGUCGAAGCUUGGCUCCCUGUUCGGUGCUGACCAGGCAAGUGCUAGGGCCGGUAACGAGUCCCUGACGUACACUGCACCGAAGGAACCCAAGAAGGCACAGCCAGGGAAGGCAGAAAGUGGCAGUGCUCCAGCUCUACUGUUUGCAUGCGCUGUACAUGCUUACAAAUAUGUGGACAAUCAGUAUGUCAAGCAGGGGAAGCUGGGUGCGGCCAUUCUUGGUAGCCAUAGCAACAGUGAUUACAAGAUCCUGUUGUACGUGAGUAAGGAUAGACCUGUCACCACUGCCAAGGUCACAAGGACCUUCAGCUUUACUGUACAAGCCAACAACUAUGCCUCCUUCUAUGAUGACCAGAGACAGACCUGGUCUAUUAUGUUUGAAUCAGAGUCCAAUGCUGUGGACUUUGCAAAACAUAUUGGAAUGUCCCGAGCCAACAGUGGUGCAAUAGAUGGAAUAGUCCAUCAGGACCUAGUCUUAGGGGAGGGCCAGGCUGUCGAUGUGGGAGACUCCAUGGAAAUGAAAUACACUGGAUGGCUUUUGAGCAACAACACCUUUGGUCAGGUUUUUGACAGUAAUAUGAGCACAGACAAGGCCUUCAGGUUCAAAAUUGGAAAGGGAAAAGUCAUUAAGGGGUGGGAAGAGGGAACAGUGGGGAUGAAGAAAUCAGGGAAGAGGCUCCUGGUUAUUCCCCCCAACCUGGCCUACGGUGCCAAAGGUGUGCCUAACAGGGUACCUGCCAACGCUACACUCGUCUUUGAAGUCCACGCCAUGAAGGUUAAGUUCAACAAAGAAGACACCAGGUCCACAUCAUCUCGAGACUCCCCUGCCCCAAGAGUGGACUCUCCCGUUGUGGAGGCCCAACCCCCACCAGCACAGGCAGCACCCCAGGCUACAGUUGAUGACACCAGUGUUAAGGCCAGGACAUCCUCCAUCAGUGAGCAGCUGGGCCACCCCUCCAGCAGCAAGGCUAAACUCAUCUCUCGCAUGGCCAAGAUGGGUCAGGCCAUCAUCCCAUCAUCAGGGCCAGGGGAGGGGGAGGGAGAUGUGGAACCUGAGCUGGAGGAACAGCCACAGGUGGUGAAACCGGUACCUCAGCAGGCAGCACCUGUCCAGCCGGUCGCCCAGCCGCCCCAGCAGGUGGCCCCUCCGCAGCAAGCACCACCACAGGUGCAGCAGCCGGGCAUUCAAGGUUUUGCCCCACCUGGCAUGCCUCAGCAGCAGGUGGCCAUGUUCCAGCCACAGAUGCAGCAGCCGCAGCCAUUCCAGUAUCACGUUGCUCCUCCCUACCAGUACCCACAAACCUCUGCUCCCUCUGCCACACCCUACAACUACCAGCAGCCCGGCCAGGCCCCACCCCCACAGUACAACACCAUGUACCCUGGACAACAACAGUUCCCCGGGCAACAGUUUCCAGGGCAACAGCAGCCGUUUCCAGGGCAACCGGGAAAUGACAUGCACACCAACAUGCUGGUGUCGGAGACACGGCAGCAGAACACAGAGAUGAGGAUUGCCAUUGGGAAAGUAACGGACAAAGUGGAACAGAUUCUCUCCAAGGUUGACAACCUGCAGCUCCAUGGCAUGGGUAACAGCCUGGUCCCACAGGGUCCACAGGGCUACAUGGAGGCCUCAGUCCUCAUGCAAAACAUCCAGAGAAUUCUACAGGAAAAUGAGAGGUUGAAAAAGGAAGUGUUUGAAAAGAGUUCCAGAGUGGAAUCUCAAAAUGAGAAGAUUGCUGAGCUGCUACAGAGGAAUCAAAAGUUUAUAGAACAAAGCAACACAAUGUUGGAGCAGAGAAAUGACACCUUCAAGAACACAGCUGCCCAGUCUCAGGCCAGGGUGCUGGAACUGGAACAGGAGAAGGUGCAGAUGGCCAAUGAGCUUAGCAUCACCACAGCGCAGCUGAGCCGACUGCAGCUGGAGAUUGCAGGACUGAGGAAACAGGAGGGGGAUCUGACCUCACAGCUCAACAACGCUGCACAGGAGGCGCAGAAAAACCUGUCAGAACUCAACACACUGAGACAGGCAAAAACAGAAACAGACUCCAAACUGUCGGAGCUGCAGCAGACCAUGAAGACUGAGAAGGUGAGUAAGAAGCAGCAGGACAACAGGAUGGGGGAGAUGGAGGAUGAGCUGACAGAACUCAGGGCUGAGAAGGAAGGGCUAGAAAAGAGUGGAGAAGGGGAGACUCUGUCAGAAAGGAAGACCAAGGCAACAGCAGACAGGAGAAAGCUAGAGGAUGAAAUGGAGGAAAUCAAGAGGCAACAUGAGGAGGAAGUUGAAGACUUGAGGUCCAAGUUGAGAAAACAGAGGGCUUCAACUGAUGCUGUGACUGCAGAACAGGUGGCUGCAGUAGAGCAGGAGAUCGAGACCCAGUGGAAGGACAAGUGUGACCGUCUGGUGGCACAGACACAGGACAAACACAGGAGACAGAUGGAGGAGCUACAGGAGGAGAAGGAACAGGUCAACAACAAACUCUCCAACAUGGAGGCCAAGUUGGCAGCGAUGAAGAACUCCCAUGGGGAGGAUAACCAGAAGGUAGAAGAGCUUGAAGAGAAGCUGGAAGAAAUGGCAGAGUGGAAGGAGAAGUACACCAGUCUGCAUGGCAGUGCAGUCAGUAUGAAGGAGCGAUACGAGGAACAGAUAACUGGACUUAGGGAGCAGCUGGAGCAUGCCCAGAAUCAGCCUUCUACUGGUGCCAUGGCAACAGGGACCACACCCAAUAUUGCAGAAGAAGUGAAGAAGAUCAUGAACCAGGUGUUCCACUCCCUGCGAGCGGAGUUUGAGCCGGAGGAGUCGUACGCAGGGAAGGCUGUCCUGGCAGCCAUCGUUAAUGCCAUCAAAACAACCACCAUGCAGCUGCUAUCCCAGCAGGCUCCACAGCAGGGGAAACAGGAGGAAGAGUCAGGGAGUGAGGAGGACAGUGAGGAGGAGGAGGAGGAAGAGGAUGAAGAAGAAGAAGAGGGAGAGGAAGACGAGGAGGAGAAACAAGAAGAAGUAAAAGAGCAACAGAAUGAAGCAGAGGCAGCACAAGAAGAAGAAGCUCAGUCUGUAGAGUCUACGGAACCUCCUGCACAAGUUCCCAAUGGGGGCACAGAAGAACAAAACAGCUCAGAGACAAGCAAAACUGAAAACCCUCCAGGUCCUGACUCUGUGACACCAGCAUCUGUAGAGGAACAGAGCACAGAGGAUUCUGGGAAACAGGGCACAGAGGAUUCUGGGACUCCAUCAGCAACCAUGGAACAAGCAGAAGAGGAUACAAAGGAGGCAGAACAGCCAGUGACCAAUGAUGAAGUUAGUGAAGAAACUGUAGAAAACCAGACAGACAAUAACAGGACUGAGCAAGCUUCUGAGGAAGCCCAGAGUGUUGAGAAUAAUGUGACUGUUGAGAAAAAAGAAGAAGUUCAUGAAACUGUCACUGUGAACCAAUCAGAUCAAGCGAACCAUAUUCAGCAGGAGGAGAAUGUGGAGAAGCCAGCUGCUGAGGAGAAGAAACCAGAUGUAAGCAAUAUCUUUGGAGAUGAUGACAUCCUGGAUGAUGGUAUGGCCGAUACGUUUGGUGUCCAGCCCAAAAAUGAGGAGUCAGAGGACAAGGAGAAAGACAAGACAAAACAAGCAACACUUGAUGAUGCUGAUGAUCCAUUCAAACCAGGACCACCGCCUCCCCUUUUCCCUGACGAGGAUGAUGAUGAUGAUUUGGACUGGCUAAGCUGAUCACAAUGCUUGGACCAGGGGGAUUUCUUCUUUCUGUUCAUUAGUGUUUUUAGCCUUUUUUUCGCCAUACUAAAUUGUAAAGCAUAAUCUUUUAUUAUCAUUUGCUGCUACAGUACUGUAGAUGUUUGUAGACAAUCAAUGAUUCAGUUAAAAUCUAAAAGUAUCACAACUUUGUAACCAUCCUUUCAUAUUUUUCCUUGAACAGCAGGUUGUAUUUAGGAUGCCUCAAAAUCACAAUUUAUUGCUGUAGCAUACAGACUUGUUACCCAUAUAUUUGCAAAAGAGAAGUUGGUAAAGGAUUCCAUGACUGACUACAUAUUGAUUCAUAUACUAAAACAGAUACUUUGUAAAAUAGCCAAAUAUAUUGAAUAUGAGGAAUUUGAAAAGAUAAUAGGUUUGCAAAAGUUACGCUGAGCUAAGACAGAUCCGACACAAAAGCUCUUUGCAAAGAUUGAUGUCAUUUGCACAGUAGUUAGUCUGUGCCAAAUUAUUGUUCUACCCUUUAUAAAGCAAGUAUAGAGAUACCAUUACUGAAAUGUAAAUUUGUACCUUAUCAUCAUAAGAAGUGCAUUACCCAUAUUAUUGAUUACUAUUGAAACUCAUCACCGAAUCGAAUAUAUGUAUAUCCCAGACGUUUGUUCUGUUAACCAAAUAAUGGCCUUUAAAGUAAAUAUCCAUUGUUGCCUUAAUUUGGCAUUCAUGAUUUAACAUGAGAUGAGAAUGAUGAUUAUUUUUGCUGCCAAGUACAUGUACUAUGUACAUUUUGUAGGAGUAAAAAUUGCCUGCUGUUUGAUUAACUGAAGAUUGAAAUGAAGAUUGAAUGACAGAUAUAUGAUGUUUGCUUGAUAAAUGAAGAUAUUUCAGCCAGCACAUGAAGUACUGGCCACUUAUGCAUUCCACUCAAUUAGUCAUUAAAGAAUAUAUUAUCUCAAA